Messenger RNA from Dufourea novaeangliae, 1307 nucleotides. RefSeq lists its product as uncharacterized. The record is from RefSeq and is a predicted model, not a curated record. Gene Ontology annotation, molecular function: carboxypeptidase activity. Bases 1 to 1290 code for a protein of 429 amino acids. The transcript has 7 exons. Lineage: Eukaryota; Metazoa; Arthropoda; Insecta; Hymenoptera; Halictidae.
AUGCAGCGGGUUCUCAGCUUUCAAAUGGCUCGCGGACUCAGUGAGUCCAGCGAGUUCGUGACAAAACGUAUGUGCUUCUCGUUUCUACUCUCUGUUGGGUUUCUCUGCCUUCUAUGCGGUUUCUUGCUCGGCCGUUUCGCCACGCAAAGGGCCAUCGAGUUUCGCGCGGAAAAGAAACGUUUCGAAUUAGCAGGAAAUGGUCUCGAGAGUACGGAGUACCUUCAACGUUUGGUACUCGAACAACUGAAAAGGGCACCUCUCGAUCUCGAUUUCGAAGUGAACUGGAAGUCAUUCACAUUGAGGGAAGAUGACAUACGUCGAGCAAACGGAAUCUUGUCAAACUUGUCGCUCGUUCACAGUGUCGUCGACUAUCAAUCGUACAUCGUGGCAACUGUUCAAGGAUCAAGAGAACCUGACAGGUAUGUGGUUCUGUCAGUAAGCGACGAAGGUGUUGGCAUUGCGUUGAAAUUGGCGAAGAUUUUAAAUGACAUUCAAAGGGAACAUGGCUGGAAACCUCGCAGAUCUCUUAUUUUUUGUCUAUUUUUUGGUCCCACGAAUCCUUGCACCGAGACAUUGUCCAGUUUCAUGCGACAUAGAGUUCUUGCUUAUGUUGCUGUACAUCAUCAAGCCUUGCAAGGUAGAGGUCCCUUAAUUGUGUCAGGAUCUGAUGCAGUAAAAUCUGCUGUUUUAGAAGCUGCUAAUAUUGUAAGGAAUCUGUACUCUUAUAAUGAUCAGGUGAUACCUUUAUUUAAUGUACCUUAUAAUUCAACAAUUACCCGCUUAGCUUUGGAUAUACCUCAUGCAGUCUUAUCAUUUAUGAACAACAACUUUACGUUCAAUGAUAAUGAUCAUCAAAGAGAGUUACGUAAAAUAAUUUUAGCCCAAAUACUUAGUCAAACUAUUUGGAGGCUAUCUGAAUGUUUAAUCAUGACAUGGAAUCCGACUUAUUUUAAUGAAACUGUUUCCAAAGCAUUGGCAUCUAUAAAUAGUACUGAACUUUUAGAAAUGAAAGAAAAAAUACAGGAUACUUCGAUCAAAUUGUUAAAUAACAUUGAGAUUUUAAAUGGAAGGAUUAACACAAUUGAUAGCACCAAUACACUUGAUACAAGGAUAUCAAAUGACUUGAUGAUGGACUUGGAUAGAGCUCUUCUAUGUUCUGAUACAAAAUCACAAUCCAAAACUAAUUGGUCGGAGGUUCUUAGACUAAGUCAUGAGUCUGAUAACAUAAUGUAUUUUAAUGAAAUGGUAAAGUGUUAUGAAACUGCGAUUAAACUGUUACAAAAUCGAUAGAAAAAUAGCAAAAUUAC